UCCCCUCCUGGUGCCACCAUGGCCCUGAUGUCCCCAAGGCCACCACUGUCACCUCAGUGUCACCUCUGCUCUCGUGUCCUCUUCUGGCGCCACCAUCGCCUCAGUGUCCCCAAGGCCACCAUCACCCUGAUGUCCCCAAAGUUUGUGUCCCCUCCUGGUGCCACCAUUGUCCUGAUGUCCCCAAGGCCACCAUCACUCAAUGUCCCCAAAGUCUUUGUCACCUCAAUGCCACCCUUGGCUUUGUGUCACUUUCUGGUGCCACCAUCACCCCGAUGUCCCCAAGGCCACCACCAAUCAAUGUCCCCAGGGCCUUGUGUCCCCUCCUGGUGCCACCAUCACCCCACUGUCCCCAGGGCCACCACUGUCACCUCAGUGUCACCUCUGCUCUCGUGUCCUCUUCUGGUGCCACCAUCGCCUCAGUGUCCCCAAGGCCACCAUCACCUCAAUGUCCCCAAAAUCUUUGUCACCUCAGUGCCACCCUUGGCUUUGUGUCCGUGUCUGGUGCCACCAUGGCCUCAAUGUCCCCAAGGGCACCACUGUCACCUCAGUGUCACCGUUGCUCUCGUGUCCUCUUCUGGUGCCACCAUCGCCUCAGUGUCCCCAAGGCCACCAUCACCCCGGUGUCCCCAAAGUUUGUGUCCCCUCCUGGUGCCACCAUCACCUCAAUGUCCCCAGAGUCUUUGUCACCUCAAUGUCACCCUUGGCUUUGUGUCACUUUCUGGUGCCACCAUCACCCCGGUGUCCCCAAGGCCACCACCAAUCAAUGUCCCCAAGGUUUGUGUCCCCUCCUGGUGCCACCAGCACUCAAUGUCCCCAGGGCCACCAUUGUCACCUCAGUGUCACCUUUGCUCUCGUGUCCUCUUCUGGUGCCACCAUCACCUCAGUGUCCCCAAGGCCACCAUCACUCAAUGUCCCCAAGGCCUUGUGUCCCCUCCUGGUGCCACCAUCGCCCCACUGUCCCCAAGGCCACCAUUGUCACCCUGAUGU
Zonotrichia albicollis (white-throated sparrow) is the source of this 987-nucleotide messenger RNA. Lineage: Eukaryota; Metazoa; Chordata; Aves; Passeriformes; Passerellidae. The record is from RefSeq and is a predicted model, not a curated record.